CCCAUGCCCCAGCGGCGCUGAGCCUCCCGCAGCCCGAACAUGGCCACCACGGCAACGUGCACCCGCUUCACCGACGAGUACCAGCUCUACGAGGAGCUUGGCAAGGGAGCCUUCUCUGUGGUCCGCAGAUGUGUAAAGAAAAGUUCAUCACAGGAAUAUGCUGCAAAAAUCAUCAACACCAAAAAACUGUCAGCCAGAGAUCACCAGAAACUGGAACGUGAAGCUCGAAUCUGCCGACUUCUAAAGCAUCCAAAUAUCGUGCGGCUCCAUGACAGUAUUUCAGAAGAAGGUUUCCAUUACCUCGUCUUUGAUCUGGUUACUGGUGGGGAGCUCUUUGAGGAUAUUGUUGCCAGAGAAUACUACAGUGAAGCAGAUGCCAGCCACUGUAUUCAUCAGAUACUGGAGAGUGUGAAUCACAUUCACCAGCAUGAUAUCGUGCACAGGGACUUGAAGCCUGAGAAUUUACUACUGGCAAGUAAAUGUAAGGGUGCUGCUGUCAAACUGGCUGACUUCGGACUGGCUAUAGAAGUCCAGGGAGAGCAGCAGGCCUGGUUUGGGUUUGCUGGCACUCCAGGCUACCUCUCCCCCGAAGUCUUAAGAAAAGAUCCUUAUGGAAAACCAGUGGAUAUAUGGGCAUGUGGAGUGAUUCUGUACAUAUUACUAGUGGGGUACCCUCCCUUUUGGGAUGAAGAUCAGCACAAACUCUAUCAGCAGAUCAAAGCCGGAGCCUAUGACUUCCCAUCACCUGAGUGGGACACUGUGACUCCCGAAGCAAAGAAUUUGAUCAACCAGAUGCUGACGAUAAACCCAGCAAAGCGCAUCACAGCUGACCAGGCUCUCAAACAUCCAUGGGUCUGCCAACGAUCCACUGUCGCUUCGAUGAUGCACAGGCAGGAGACUGUGGAAUGCUUGAGAAAGUUCAAUGCUAGAAGGAAGCUAAAGGGUGCAAUUCUUACGACGAUGCUUGUGUCUCGGAAUUUUUCAGCUGCCAAAAGCCUGCUGAACAAGAAGUCAGACGGAGUGAAGCCACAGAGCAACAACAAAACCAGUAUAGUAAGCACUGCAAAAGAAACACCCCCAGUGCAGACGUCCAUGGAGCCUCAAACAACUGUUGUCCAUAAUGCUACAGAUGGCAUAAAGGGUUCCACAGAGAGCUGUAACACCACGACCGAAGAUGAGGAUCUGAAAGCUCCCCCUCUCUCCACCGGGGACGGCAGCUCAGUGCUUGAAGGACGGAGGCACAGUGAGAGCAAAACACAGACUGAGUCCAUGCAGUCCCAGCUUUCUCUCUGUUUCUCAGCCACUACACAGUCUUGUGAAGAGAAGCUUCUUGCCUGGGACAGCCCAGGGCAGACAUUGGAGUUAGAGCGUGCUCAGUCGGAGCCUUUGCUAACUCCAGUAGUUCCCUUUGUACUUAACCGUGCACCGUUGCGUAAGCAAGAGAUCAUUAAGAUAACAGAGCAGCUGAUAGAAGCCAUCAACAAUGGAGACUUUGAGGCUUAUACAAAAAUCUGUGAUCCUGGCUUGACCUCAUUUGAACCUGAAGCACUGGGGAACCUGGUUGAAGGAAUGGAUUUCCAUAAGUUUUACUUUGAGAACUUACUGUCGAAGAACAGCAAGCCAAUACACACCACCAUCCUGAAUCCCCACGUCCAUGUCAUUGGUGAAGAUGCUGCCUGUAUCGCGUACAUCCGCCUGACACAGUACAUAGAUGGCCAAGGCCGGCCCCGCACCACGCAGUCUGAAGAGACCCGCGUCUGGCACCGCCGAGAUGGCAAGUGGCUGAAUGUCCACUACCACUGCUCUGGAGCUCCUGCAGCACCUCUCCAGUGAAGAUCAAAUACGGCAACUUGUGGAGAUACUCAGCUGGAGGGCAAUAUCUUCUUAGCAAGCAGCUCUGGAGUGCCUGAGUGACAGCAACGGUUAUGUCUGUUUUGACGUUAAAAAAAAAAAAUACAAAUUACAAACAGGCAGCAGCCAAAUGCACGAAACCCUGCAUGCAUCUGAUGCUCCGGGCGCUGCCUUUCUGUUGUUUUCCAUGGAUCCAUCGUGUCUGUUUCUGCUGUACGAAGGUGUUUUUAAAUCUAAAAAAAAAGACAUGUUGUUUGUAUAAAAUAAUAAAAAACAGGAGUAAUGCUAAAUAAAUGACAGCUUAUCCAACCUGCCCCCUCCCCCAGGGCUAAGAAAAUGGCAGCAGCUGGAACAUCUUUCAGGAAUGAAGUAAGGGGGAAAGCAAAAGUGAAGGAGAGAGAAAGAGAGAGGGAGAGCAAAAAAGGAGGCGGCUUGAGCAGCGGAUGGCUGAACUGUGCUCCGCAAAGCCAUGGUGGAAGCUAACAUCACAUUCAGGCUGUGCUGCGACUUCAGUCGGUGAGAGGUGGCGAGGAGACCCCAGAGGAGCCAGUGUGAAGACUGGGGUUCAAGAGGGAGGAGGCACUUCUCUUCCUGUUGCCUGGCAGACUGACUUCAGCCUGAGUUUCUUCUUCAAUUUCUGCACAGCAAGGACGCUAUGGAAAGCUGGUUGCUCGGCUGCUGGAUCCCAAAACAGACUUUUUUUUUUUAAAAAGAAAAAAAUAACAAAAUGGGAUGUUGAUUUAAAACUAAAGGUGGAAGUAGGGAUUAAAAAAUGGGUUUAGGUGAAUAUAACUUAAAUAGAAGCUUGCUCUUCAGAGAUACUGGUUUUGGAAGCAGCCACUCCCUGGCCAAACAUGGAGGUUUGAAGCCAGAUUAUUUAAUUUAACAAAACAAAAAAAGCAUUGCAUUAAGAGCAGAGAUUUUAGAGGAAGAGGGUACAUGUAUGGGAUUUCCUAUUUCUUUUUUUCCUUUCUAGUAGCAUAGUCGGGAUCCACAGUGCUGCCGAACACGUGUUCUUAGGAAGCAGACAAAAAACUUAGUGUUACGUUCUUCAUGAAGACUUGCACAUACACUCCUAUAUGAGGCAUAAAUAGCGUGUGUUUUUUUUAUACUGAAAUAUAUGCACCCAUAGAAUUAAAGGGGUUACCUGGCCUCCUGUUUGAUUUGUUUGGUCUCCGAGUAAAGUAGCAGUGGGAGCCAGCAGCCCCAGCCAGGUGCUUCUCCCCACCACUAACCCAUCUGAUGUUUUUAAGUGUCAUGUUUCCUAGUGUUUAUUUGGGUAAUUUUUCUAUUUUUUACAGUGAUGUUGUAACACAGAAAACUAUCAGAUCAGAACCUCAAAAAACAUAGCUGAAGGACUCCAGGCCACCUCCCUGUGUUGCCUCUGGGUGUUAGAGGAUACCUCAUGAAACGAGGGGAAAGGGAGUUAGCACACGUGAUCUGAUGUUUGUCCUUUGGGCCAAUUCAUCUUCCUCUUUGCUGCAAAAGGAGUCCAUUUCCUUUAUUCAUUGUGUGGGGAAUGCGGAAGUGUUUUGUUGACCUUACCAAGGAGGGGGCCUCACCCCAAGAAGAAAAUGGCCUUUCUGGCGGACCCGAUAGGAUUUGUCUUGACCAAGGGAAGGCAUCGCUUGCAGCAGUUGGGAUGGGCUUUUACCUGGAUUUCUGUCUACCCCUAAUCAUUUUUCGGAUCUUUCAAGGGAGUUAAAGUAAUUGCUUUGACAGCAUACUAAGUGUGAGGCAACCCUUUUACAGACUACGGAAGAGAAGAAAGCCAGUUUGGAAUUUUAAUCCUUAUUUAACAGAAUGCAGAAAAUAACCGCUGUUGCACAAAGUGGAGCUGUCACUUUGCAACAGAUGGCUCUCUGCUCUCUUUGUUAGAGAGGUGCUAUCCCACACCAGGAUUAGAUCAGCUAACCCCUGAUGAAGGAAAGGACCAUCCACACUUCCCAGGUUUGUCUGAGCAAAUACCCUUUUCUUCCUCCCUCCACCACCCCAGGGAGGAGUGUGGGGAUUGAACCCAUGGGGGGCAAACACUAGAUUUUAUCAUUUUGAAACAUUUUUAAGACAGCACUAAGCCAGUGAGUGAAGUGGAAAAGUGGAAAGCCUUGAUAUUUUACUCAGAUUUUUUUUUUAAAGCCACAAAGAGAGAGCAAACAGGAGAUUAUAAUUAUGCCAUUUAAAAAAGAUAAAUACAAAACAUUAUGCAUGCCUUCUGUAGGUCUGAUCUUCCUUGUCUCUUUACCUGAAAAUUAUUCAUAAUUAAAAAGAAAACCCUCUGUAUUAAGUAUCUGCAUCUUUCAGAGAAAAUUUAAAAAGAACAGAACUGUUGGGUUUUUUGGUUUUGCACAGUCUUGGAGACAAACUCUCUUUUGGGUUUUUUUGUUUGUUUUGUUUCCUUUUAAGUUAAUGAGAACCUUAGCUUGGUAUGGCCAUUAUCAAACACAGCUGUACACCUUUAGCAUUCUUAAUGUUCUCUUAUGGGGCUAAUAUUAGCAUCUAUAUAAUAUAUAUUAUAAAUAUCACAUUUUAAACAGGAAAUGGAAGGCAUUUGAUGCAGAAUUUUUGCAUGAUAUAGAAAUAAUUAAAGUUAGCUAGUGUUUGUUUGGUCUGAAUGUUGGUAGAACCUUCAUAGCUUUGUUACAAUGAAACCUUGAACUGAAGAUAUUUAAUAAAAUAACAUUUAAACU
Molecule: messenger RNA, 4538 nt
Organism: Gavia stellata (red-throated loon)
Lineage: Eukaryota; Metazoa; Chordata; Aves; Gaviiformes; Gaviidae
Gene: CAMK2G
Product: calcium/calmodulin dependent protein kinase II gamma
Exons: 22
Coding region: 40-1833 (597 amino acids)
Biological process (GO): protein phosphorylation
Cellular component (GO): neuron projection; cytoplasm
Molecular function (GO): calmodulin binding; ATP binding; calcium/calmodulin-dependent protein kinase activity
Source: RefSeq, a predicted model, not a curated record